UCCAUUCUCGUCUUCUAAGGUGAAGGUCAUUCAAGAUAUAUCGCGGGAACAUGUCUAUCUAUUUAAACACAUCAUCUGUUCCAGGAGUAUUGGAAGAUUCAUGUCAUUUGAUGCCAUUUGAUGUUGAACAUGAUGGAAGUGCGAAUGUAUCUUCCUACUUUACGACAACAAUUCGGGAAGAACGAGAAGGCCCGACGGCAUCCUUCCGAGGUAGACCAUUAAACGGACAACAUUUCACUUUACCGAUCGGAUAUUCAGGUAUUGUAGUGAAGGAGAACAGAAAGCCAGUGACAGAAGAUGAGGAUCGUGAACUCAACAUCACCCACCGAUUCCAAAAGAUGACAUAUUGGAAUUUAGACAAGCUGCCAAGUGCUGAUGACCGCUUUACACAAGCAAUGCAGUGGGCAGAUAUAGCUAAAGCACUUCACCGUCCUGUGGAUGAAGAGAGCAGUCAGAAGAGUGUGACAGGGAAAUAGUACUGAGCUUGGUGAUUCACUGCAAGGGCAAAACUAGACUUGAAUCUACACCACUGAUGAUGCGCUGAUACCAUUCAUUUGAGGAGAGUUGGUACAUGCUGUUAUUGCAGAUAUCAGUGAUGGUAUUUUACUUAUAACCAUCAGCAUGGUAUGACAGUAGUACUUUUGAAGUAUCAGUUCUUCCAAUUGGUCGAUACCAUGAGGAAAUGCUUUUGCCCACAGUGCUUUUUGGACUACUUCAGUCCAUGGAACAUGUCUGUGUAAUCUAUUACUCUUCACUACUUGUGGCCAACUGAUGGCUCAGGUUAUAUAUCAGAUAAUGUAUAUGUGAAACAUAAGGGUGAUUGUUCAUGGACAUGUAUGUUCUACAUGCAAGCCGUGGAAUACACCAUGGGUAUCUGUGUCAUGGUGGAUGCAAUAAACUACAGAUAAUAAAGAAAGCAUGAUCAAUGCA
Haliotis rubra (blacklip abalone) is the source of this 930-nucleotide messenger RNA. RefSeq names its product ribonuclease H2 subunit C-like. Lineage: Eukaryota; Metazoa; Mollusca; Gastropoda; Lepetellida; Haliotidae. Bases 51 to 476 code for a protein of 141 amino acids. The record is from RefSeq and is a predicted model, not a curated record. The transcript is spliced from 4 exons. Gene Ontology annotation, cellular component: ribonuclease H2 complex. Gene Ontology annotation, biological process: RNA catabolic process.